UUUCAUAAAUUCUUGAAAUUAUGUAUGUCGACACGUAACGAACGCGUAGAAAGCCGCAGAAGUCCGUAUGCAUGCAUUUCCCUCCCUCUUUUUUGCUCUCUACCCUCUCAUUCACUCUCUCUCCACACACACACACGCGCGCGCGCUCCCUCGCAUUUCGUGGGAGAAAGUAAGAAGAGGGAGAGAGAAAGAGAGAGAUUGAGAGAGAGUGAUUUGAAGCCUCUCUCUGCUCUCUCCGCUUUUCUGUUCACUCAGACUCAAUGGGGCUCUAGCAUUAGGGGUUUCGAGCUGUAAAACUACAUAUUUAUUACCCGUUCCCUUCUUUCUAUUUAAGUUUUGUACAUAACACAGAUAACUUAUUGAAGAACAAGUCCAACCAAACCGGUCAAAACACUUGGGAACUAUGGAUAUUCGGAAGAAGCGGAGGCCGUGGUGCAUGGAGACCUCGUUCUUGCUCCUCCUGUGCCUUACUCUGGCACAAGCAGAUCCGAUAGAUGUUUUGCGGGUGCUGCAGUUGCCUUCCCUCCCUGAAGGUGUGCAGAAGGUCCCGGGUUUCUGCACCUCUCGCCGGUCCGGCACUCCUGACCAUGCCUACCGCAUCACUAAGAAAGCCCAGAUCUCUGCCCCCACCAAACAACUAUUCUCAGGACGUUUCCCGGAGAACUUCUCCAUCAUGACUCUGGUAAAGGCCAAGGCUGGUCUUCAGGCCUUCCUGCUGUCCAUCUAUAAUGAGCAGGGUGUCCAGCAGCUCGGUGUAGAGUUGGGACGCUCGCCCAUCUUCUUGUAUGAAGACCAGAAUCGCAAACCCGCCCCAGAGGACUACCCACUGUUCAAAGGGGUCAACCUGGCUGAUGGCAAGUGGCACCGCAUUGCCAUUUCUGUGCAGAAGAAGAACAUCACUCUGAUCCUUGACUGCAAGAAUCGUAUUACAAAAACUCUGCCGCGUAGCAACAACCCAGUCUUGGACACCAAGGGCAUCACUGUCUUUGGAGCCCGUCUCCUGGAUGAGGAGGUCUUCCAGGGUGAGAUCCAGCAGCUGAUGAUCGCAUCCAAUCCUCAGGCCGCUUAUGACUUCUGCGAGCACUACAGCCCCGACUGUGACUCUCCUCUGCCCAAAGUCCAGUCCCAGGACCCAAACAGCUACGAGGGAAAGGCGAACAACGGCAAAGCUGAUAAGUCAAAAACUGCCCCAUCCAAAGCUGCUCCAGCUAAACCUGCUAAAACCAAGCCAACUCCAAAACCAAAGGCCAAACCUACUGCUGCGCAAAUCUUGAUCUCAAAGAUAAAACCUACUUUAGCUUCUAAACUAGCAUCCAAACCAAAAGCAACACCGGCCCCAAAGAAUGACAACAAAAAGAAGGCAAACGACAAUGGAAAAAAUAACGGUCAAACUAAAGUAAAUGGUAAUGGCAAUGGCAAAAGCAAUGGGAAUGGGAAUGGGAAAGAUGCUAAUGGUAAGGCUAAGACUGGCAGCAAUGGCAAAGCCAAUAACAAUGGCAAUGGGAAGGCAGCUGUGGAGAAAAAAGCAAACGGAGAAGCUAAAGCUAAUGGCAAUGGUGCGAAAACAGUGAAGACUGAAAAGGCAGCAGUGACUAAAGUAACAGUAGCAAAGAAGUCAGAGACAACUGCGAAGAAAGCAGAGACCAAGUCACAACCAGGCAAAGACAAAACAAAAGCCAAUGCAGCACCUGCAAAGCCAAAAGUGAAAAAUCAAAAGUUUCAGACCAAAGUCGCUAAAACUCACAAACCUGUUGCUUUCAAACCCACCCCUGUGCCUUUGCCUCUCCCUUCAAAGCCCAAGGACUUGGACAUCAAUAACGUCAAAUCAAUGUCCAAAAAUUUCCCACCCUUCAACAAGGCUGCUGUGAGUGGCACGACCGUGUCUUCUCCAGAAAUACCCAAGAAGAAACCCACCAAUGGUUAUCAACAGGACAUAGAUCCUGCUUACUCAGAGGCUGACCACACCCCCACAGAGACCGAUUAUUAUUACACAGUAGAAGAAGAGGCGAGCCCACAGCCAGAGAGUGAUCUGACUGGAUAUGACGAAACCAUUAACCAGGUUGACGAGACUGUUGGCGCUGAGGAAAUAGAUGCGACCAAGACAGGUGGUGAAGGGGUGUCUCAAACACCAGACGAGCCCUUCACUGAGGAGUACAUUACAAGCGACUUUGGAACAAAGGAGUAUGACUAUUCCUACAGGGACUACAAUGAGCCCAUCAUCGAAAGCAAGACGGAAGAAUCCUUUGGCCCUGCCCUGUCCGCUGUGACAGAUGAGGGAGGUGCCUCCGUGCGAGCCCAGAAGGGAGAGAAGGGAGAGCCUGCUGUCCUUGAACCUGGCAUGUUGAUUGAAGGACCAACUGGACCAGAAGGACCAGCAGGUCUCCCUGGCUCCUCUGGCCCCCAGGGACCCCCUGGUUCUGUUGGUGAUCCUGGUGAGAGGGGUCCUUCCGGUAAAGCUGGUCUACCUGGAGCGGACGGUGUCCCAGGACCUCCUGGAACUUCUGUCAUGCUUCCUUUCCGUUUUGGACAGAGUGCUGGUGAAAAAGGGCCCGUUGCCUCGGCACAGGAAGCCCAAGCUCAAGCCAUCCUGUCUCAGGCUCGGUUGGCUAUGAAAGGCCCACCAGGGCCAAUGGGUUUCACCGGCCGUCCAGGACCUACGGGAACACCUGGAAGUCCUGGUUUAAGGGGAGAAAGCGGGGACCCUGGUCCUCAGGGCCCCAGAGGUCCUCAAGGGUUGUCUGGUCCUCCUGGUAAAUCUGGUCGGAGGGGUCGUGCUGGUGCGGAUGGAGCCAGAGGGAUGCCAGGAGAGACUGGAAUUAAGGGCGACCGUGGCUUUGAUGGCCUUCCUGGUUUGCCUGGCGACAAGGGUUAUCGUGGUCAAACUGGAGGAUUGGGAACCCCAGGACCCCCUGGAGAGGACGGAGAAAGGGGAGACGAUGGAGACAUUGGACCUAGAGGUCUUCCCGGCGAACCGGGGCCUCGUGGGUUGCUGGGGCCUAAAGGGCCUUCUGGUCUUCCUGGACCUCCUGGUGUUCGUGGAAAUGAUGGUCCACAUGGUCCAAAAGGAAACUUGGGUCCUCAAGGAGAGCCUGGUCCUCCAGGACAGCAGGGGGCUCCAGGAACACAGGGAAUGUCAGGUCCACAGGGUGCUAUUGGACCACCAGGAGAGAAAGGGCCCACAGGAAAGCCUGGUCUACCAGGAAUGCCCGGAGCUGACGGUCCUCCAGGUCAUCCUGGAAAGGAAGGCCCCGGUGGAACCAAAGGAAAUCAGGGUCCUAAUGGUCCUCAGGGGUCUAUUGGCUAUCCUGGCCCUCGGGGAAUUAAGGGAGCUCAAGGUAUCCGUGGACUGAAGGGCCAUAAGGGAGAGAAGGGAGAGGACGGAUUCCCUGGAGUCAAAGGAGACUUUGGUGUGAAGGGAGAGAGGGGAGAGGUGGGAGUGCCUGGCCCAAGAGGAGAGGACGGUCCUGAGGGGCCGAAGGGUCGCGUCGGUCCCCCUGGUGAAAUCGGUCCUCUUGGCCUGGUGGGAGAGAAGGGUAAACUUGGUGUGCCUGGACUUCCUGGAUAUCCCGGAAGGCAAGGAAUUAAGGGCUCCCUGGGUUUCCCAGGAUUCCCUGGUGCAAAUGGCGAGAAAGGCGGAAGGGGUUUGAUUGGAAAACCUGGACCAAGAGGACAGAGAGGGCCAACAGGUCCCAGAGGGCAGAGAGGACCCCGUGGGGCAACAGGAAAACCAGGUGCUAAGGGCGGAUCCGGCAGUGACGGGCCUUCUGGACCACCUGGGGAGAGAGGGCUAACUGGACCUCAAGGUCCAAAUGGAUUCCCUGGACCAAAGGGACCUCCUGGACCUCCAGGGAAAGAUGGACUGCCUGGACACCCUGGACAAAGAGGCGAAGUUGGUUUCCAAGGCAAAACUGGACCACCUGGGCCACCAGGAGUUGUUGGACCACAGGGUCCCUCUGGUGAGACUGGUCCAAUGGGUGAGCGUGGUCACCCAGGACCCCCAGGACCACCUGGUGAGCAAGGUCUUUCUGGGCCUUCUGGUAAAGAGGGAACCAAAGGAGAUCCCGGUCCCUCUGGCGGCCCCGGUAAAGACGGACCCCCUGGACUGAGAGGAUUCCCAGGAGAGAGAGGACUGCCAGGAACUCCAGGCACUGGAGGACUGAAAGGAAAUGAAGGCCCUGCUGGACCACCCGGAUCUGCUGGAUCACCUGGGGAGAGAGGAGCAGCUGGCACUGCAGGUCCUGUCGGCCCACCUGGACGACCUGGACCUCAGGGGCCCCCUGGAGCAGCGGGAGAAAAAGGAGUGCCAGGAGAGAAAGGUCCAAUUGGUCCAGCUGGUCGCGACGGCAUCCAAGGACCAGUUGGUCUCCCAGGCCCUGCCGGUCCUCCAGGUACUGCUGGAGAGGAUGGAGACAAGGGUGAGGUUGGAGAGCCAGGACAAAAGGGAGGUAAAGGAUCCAAAGGAGAACAUGGUCCUCCUGGUCCACCUGGGUCAAUGGGUCCUGUUGGACAGCCUGGUGCAGCUGGUGCUGAUGGUGAGACAGGUGCGAGGGGUCAACAGGGACCAUUUGGUGCUAAGGGAGAUGAAGGGACAAGAGGGUUCCCAGGUCCUCCAGGCCCCAUCGGACUGCAGGGUUUGCCAGGCCCAGCUGGAGAAAAAGGAGAGACGGGAGAUGUUGGUCCAUUGGGUCCUCCUGGUCCCCCAGGUCCACGUGGUCCAGCUGGUCCUAAUGGUGCUGAUGGUCCUCAAGGUCCUCCAGGAGGUUUGGGUAAUCCAGGUCCCAUAGGAGAGAAGGGUGAGCCUGGUGAAUCCGGACCACCUGGUGUUGGUGGAGAGCCAGGAAAAAUGGGCCCAAGAGGAGAGCGUGGUGAGAAGGGAGAGUCUGGGCAGCCGGGCACCUCUGGUCCUCCUGGUGGAAAAGGACCCCCUGGAGAUGACGGACCCAAAGGAAACCCUGGUCCUGUUGGUUUCCCUGGUGAUCCCGGUCCCCCUGGUGAAGUUGGACCACGAGGCCAAGAUGGUGCAAAGGGUGAAAGAGGAGAGGAUGGAGAACAAGGAGAAGCUGGUUCACCUGGACCAACUGGUGAGAACGGACCACCUGGACCUCCAGGAAAGAGAGGUCCUCCAGGCACAAGGGGACCUGAGGGUCGUCAGGGAGAGAAAGGAAGCAAGGGGGAUUCAGGUGCCCUUGGCCCUCCAGGAAAGACCGGCCCUGUGGGGCCACAGGGUCAACCAGGAAAACCAGGAACUGAGGGUCUAAGAGGGUUGCCUGGAACAGUGGGUGAGCAAGGUGCUCCAGGUGCUGCUGGCCAGAAGGGACCUCCUGGACCAAUGGGUCCUCCAGGUUUGCCAGGUCUUCGUGGUGACCCCGGUGCUAAGGGUGAGAAGGGACAUCCAGGUAUGCUUGGUCUGAUUGGGCCUCCAGGAGAACAAGGAGAGAAAGGAGACAGAGGCAUGUCUGGACCUCAGGGAUCUUCAGGACCCAAGGGAGAAACGGGUAUGCCUGGAGGAACUGGCCCUCUUGGUCCUGCAGGUCCCGCUGGUAUGCCUGGUCCGAGGGGUAUCAAAGGAGCUAAAGGUGCCUCUGGUGGAGCUGGUCCUAAAGGAGAAAAGGGUGUACAAGGACCACCAGGACCACCUGGACCCCCUGGAGAUGUCAUCCAGCCGCUGCCCAUUCAGUUCCCUAAGAAGUCCAAGCGCUCCAUCGACGGCAGUAAGAUGUUCUCUGAGACUGACGCUGAGGCUGCCGACGCCACGGGCACAGCGUUCCUGACCGGUAAUGAAGGUAUGGAGGAGAUCUUCGGCUCGCUCAAUUCCCUGCGCCAGGAGAUCGAGAGCAUGCGCUUCCCGCUGGGAACACAGGAAAGCCCGGCCCGCACCUGCCAGGACCUCCACCUCAGCCAACCAGAUCUGAAAGACGGAGAGUACUGGAUUGAUCCAAAUCAGGGAUGCGCUCGCGACUCUUUCAAGGUUUACUGUAACUUCACUGCUGGUGGAGAGACAUGCUUGUAUCCCAGCAAAGCUGUGGAAAAUGUGAAGAUAAACACUUGGCCAAAGGAGAAGCCUGGGUCCUGGUUUAGUCAGUUUGCAAAGGGCAACAAGUUUUCAUACGUUGACCUGAGUGGAGAGCCCGUGGGUGUCGUCCAGCUGGGAUUCCUGCGGUUGCUCAGCGUUCAGGCUCGUCAAAACCUGACCUACCACUGCCAGCGAUCAGUGGCCUGGGCGGACCUCACUACCGACAGCGGCUACCAGAGGGCACUACACUUCCAGGGUGCCAACGAUGAAGAGCUCAGCUACGAGACCAGCCCCUACAUCAAAGCCCUCGUCGACGGCUGCUCUUAUCGUAAAGGCUUGGACAGGACAGUGCUGGAGGUGAACACACCUCAGGUGGAGCAGCUCCCCCUGCUGGACAUCAGGAUCUCAGACUUUGGGGAGGACAAUCAGAAAUUUGGUUUUGAAGUGGGACCUGUCUGUUUCCUGGGAUAA
Molecule: messenger RNA, 6484 nt
Organism: Onychostoma macrolepis
Lineage: Eukaryota; Metazoa; Chordata; Actinopteri; Cypriniformes; Cyprinidae
Gene: col11a2
Product: collagen, type XI, alpha 2
Exons: 66
Coding region: 404-6484 (2026 amino acids)
Biological process (GO): sensory perception of sound; collagen fibril organization; cartilage development
Cellular component (GO): collagen trimer
Molecular function (GO): extracellular matrix structural constituent
Source: RefSeq, a predicted model, not a curated record